AGAUUAAAGGUAUAAAGCUUAUUGAUUAACUUCUAUGAAAGAAAUCAAUCAAUUAAAUACAUAUUUGUUGAUAAGCGAUAAAAAUGUAUUGCAAAUUUUGAAUUUACCGCCGCAUAGUGAGAAACGUGUGAAGUUCGCGUUGCGAAUACUGGCCGAAUUAUGAUGUGAAAGAUAUUCCGAAGGCCGUGAGUGAACACGGAAAUCGAGAUGUGUGUGUGGUCAAAAAGACAGUGCAAGGUAGGGGUCGGGUGGCGUUUGUGAUGGCAAAAUUUUUGCAAAUGCACGGUCACUGACACUAGCACCUACAAUGGACCAGCAAUUUUGUUUGCGCUGGAACAACCACCCUAACAAUCUGACAGAUGUGCUAGCGAGCCUGCUACAAAGAGAGGCACUCUGCGAUGUCACGCUGGCCUGUGAUGGAGAAACAGUCAAGGCACAUCAAACAAUACUCUCGGCCUGUUCUCCAUAUUUUGAAACUAUAUUCCUGCAAAACUCACAUCCACACCCGAUAAUAUUCCUGAAAGAUGUCAGAUUAUCAGAGAUGAAAUCAUUAUUGGAUUUCAUGUAUAAGGGUGAGGUGAAUGUUGGCCAAAAUAUGCUACCGAUGUUCCUAAAAACUGCUGAAAGUUUACAAGUUAGAGGUUUGACAGAAAAUAAUACAUUGAAUCCUAAGUCCGAGGAGCGUUCAACGCCGUCAGUGAGCGCCGAGAACCUCUCGUCCCGCACGGAGUCGUUCGCGACGCCGCCCGCGGCGCACUGCGCGCCCCCCGCGGCCCUCACCCCGCUGCCCGCGGCGCCGGCGCAGCACCCGCCCCACUUGCCCCCGGAGAAGAGACGCAGGAAGAACUCGGCCGUACCCAGGGACGAGUUCGACCUGUCGUACAGGCACUAUGAGCAGGGGCACCUAAAAGUGAAGGGCGGGUCGACCGGCUCCGGUUCCGAGCCGUCGACACCGCCGCCGGCGCACACGCCGCGCCUGACGCCGCGCUCGCCGGCGCACACGCCGCACGUGAAGCAGGAGCCGGACGCGUACCCGGCGCCGCCGCAGCCGGCGCACGCGCCGCUCGCCGCGCACGCGCUGCCCCACCACCCCGCGCCGCACCCCCCGCCGCCGUUCGACCAGACCCACCUCACGGGGAUGGCAGUGACGGACAUGGCGACUAUGCUGACCCAGGGCUCGCUGAACAACGAGUGCAACGAGAGCGAGCCCAUGCUUCAACCACACCCGGACCAGACUGACACCAUAGACGGCUCGAAGGGCUGGCACAUGCGCCUGACGUUCGAGCGCGUGGCGGGCGCGCUGAACCUGCACCGCUGCAAGCUGUGCGGCAAGGUGGUGACGCACAUCCGCAACCACUACCACGUGCACUUCCCGGGCCGCUUCGAGUGCCCGCUGUGCCGCGCCACGUACACGCGCUCCGACAAUCUGCGCACGCACUGCAAGUUCAAGCACCCCGCCUACAAUCCCGACACGCGCAAGUUCGAGCCGCCCGCGCCGCCUGCGCCACCCCACGCGCCGCUGUUCGCCAACCACCUCGACGCGGGCUUCGACUGAUCCACCUUCUACUGGCUCGGCCUCGACGCUCCGUGAGCACGAGCCCCGCCAGGCCAGACUGUCCUUGUUGAUGUGUCAAAAUUUUAACAGACCGUCUCGCGUCGAAACCGCUUCCUAUUUAGGAUUAAGCUGAAGUGCUAUUACUUAAACGGGCCUAUCUUAAGUAGCUCGCCCCCGCGGCGACUCGUUUAGUAUUGUCUCGGUUGUGCGUUUGACUUGCCCCAGUGUGACCUUGUAUAUGAUUCCGCGUCAGGAACUAUUAAUAUGUCGAUGUUACUGAAACGAUGACUCGAAGCGUAUGUAAGUAGGUAAGCAAAUUUUUUCUAUACCAAUCGCUAUACGGGAACGGGCAAAAGCAAUAAUAUGAUGUUAAUUUUAUUACCAUAUUAUUUUUUUAUAUUGUAUCGAUAGGAAUCUUAAGCUAUUUAAGAAUUAUACAUUUAUUGAGUAGCGGUGCGACCGCGAAGUGAUGCUGGUUACUAGCCGUGGCCCCGAUACGGGCCCACAUUUUCUUGUUAUAUUUAUUCAUUAGAUAGGAAAUUCUAAGUUUCCUGUAGCUAAUUGUAUUUAUGUUAUUAUGUACAUCGUACGGGUGGUUCGGAACGACAUCAGAGAAGGAAUUUGAGGACUGGCAAGAGAUUGUGAUCUGUCGUUGGUCAACGACAUAUAAAUAUUGACUGAAUCUCAGUGUAGAUGCAUUUGUAACUCCAUGAGGCCUUUGCACGAUGGAUAAUUUUAUUAAGGAUUUGUGAUGUAUUAUGGGUAGCGCCUAAGGAAACAUACGAAAAGAUUUUUAUACUAGACUAGUGGAUCUAUUUACGGAGAUUGUUUUUUUUAUACUUAGAUAUUCUAUUGUCUGAUUUAAUAUACUUUAAUAUAUUUAUAUACCUAUAUAAUAUGAUUUAUUAGUGUUGUUUGUUUUUAUUGAUUCAUCGUAAUUAUAGUAACAUUGGUUUCGUUUAUGUUCAGUUGUCGUUAGAUACGGAUGUUGACGUGUUUUUAUUUUAUCGUUGGUAGGUGUUAAUGUGGACGGGCGCGCGCCCCCGCGAUCGGUGCUGGGGUCUUGAGACCUCUUUCAAUUACUAUAAGAUAGGAUGGAACGUUUCGAGGUUGCGCAUUUAGUAACUAAUAUUGGCAUUCUACGAUUGGGACUAACCUAGCGUUUAUGUAUGUAUUUUCAAUUAAGAUUUAAGAUUGUUACAUUUUUAGCUAAAACACUUUAGAGUGGUACGGUAACUGAAAUGUGAUAAAAUGGAAUGGUGCUAGAACCAGAGUGUUAACACGCUACGAUUCGACUCCUAUUAUAAUAUUAUUAAUGUUUUAAUGAUUAGUUACUUUGCAUUAAUUAAAAUGUAAGACAUCUAGCAUCCAAUGAGGUCGCAUCUGUCUGGUCAACGGGUAACAUAGCGCGGAUCGUGAACGCCUAGAGAUUACAGUAUCACUCGAGAUUUUUAACUUCAUUUUUUCUGAGAUCUUCAAAUUUACUAGUAUAAAAAUACGCUAAGACCACGUUUAAAUAAAACUGAGAAUUGUCAACCAAAUAUAAACGUUCGUAACGGUGUAAGAGACUACCGCAUCCGAAUAGUAAUCCGUGAUCGUUUCCAUAACUAAGUUGUGGCGCUAGCGCUGUUUAUUAGCUGUGAAAAUGCAAUUCACAUGUGCAAUUUUUGAAAUAGUCAUAUCUCAUAGAUAGAUUUUACAAUUGUCUAUUGAAUAUAGGGGCCCACUUGUAAUGUAAGCACUAAGCUCCGCAUCUCUGUAAAAUAUCAUUAUAAAGUCACCAAACAUACAUAAUACUACUUCCACAAAGAUUUUAUAUUUACUUUUAAGAAUAUUAAAGAUUUUUAUACUGUUUAUUGUAAUGUGGGCGCUUAUUAUUUGAUAGCAUUUCAUACUCAGUGCAAUAUUACUAGUUAUUUAAUUACGUAACCAAACUAAAGGAUAUUUUAAAAGUAUAUAAUAUAAUGUCAUUGAUGAGAGUAACUACUACCUAUUUGUAUUUACCUAAGUGAACUACUCCUAAUUUCUAUAUCUACCUAGUGAAACAGUUUGGGUUACGGUGAUGUACAGGUUUUAUAGCUGGUAAUAUUAAGAAUUAGCUUGUUUACCUCUGCCAAUCGUAAUAGUUAUGUACUAUUUAAUAAUUUAUUAUCGCGCAAGUUGAAGUCUAUUGUUGGAAUAGAUCAUAGCUAUCCGGUAGGGUUCCAUACCUCCAUGGCGCGGCAGGCCGGCGCUUCAUCUAAUCGUGAAUGCAUUUUAUAUUACUAUCACUCGAGACCAAUUUUUAAUAUUGUAUUUGCUAAUAGCAAAUUGAUUGAUUAGUAAACAUAGAAUAUUAUUUUAGAUAUUUUAGGUUAGGAUACUUGAUAGUGUCUGGCCAGAAUAUUUUGGAGUAUCACAUCGUUUGGCUCAGAAAAUAUCUCCCUUUGAUCUCUUUUCGGCUUUCAGAAAGUAUGCAACUUAAUAAUUGUAUGGUGACCACGUAAUUGGACUUAAUGAAAGCUAACUUUAUGCCAUAUGGAAUUUAUACAUAAGGUUAACGAAUUACUAAAUUUAGUCUUAUGAAAUUGGGGUCUUGUGGACCUAGUCACUUAUUUGGCCAAUCUAUUGAAUAUUCCAAUUUAUUGUAUAUUAAAAUUUACAUUAAUAUCACAAGAUGUGAUCUUAUCAUUUGAAAUCAAUGGAGUGCAGGAUUAGCUCUAUGGUUGUUUUCAGGAUAGCAAUGGUCUAGUUAUGUUUAUUUUGUUUCAUCUUUGUAACAUUAGCCAAUUUGUUAUAGUGUCGUAUAUCACAAUAGUGUAUUACUAAUAGGGAGGGGGUGUCAAAUCGUGUACCUAACAGCUGACUUAUUAGUCUUGUUAUAUUAUUAUACAUAAAAUUUUAUGAACGAUUUGUUGUUUAUGAAUAUUUUGUUUGUCUUGGUUUGAUGCCUCCGUUAAAAGUUUAAUUUAAAUAAUUUUGUUUUAUGCAAGCAGUUAAUGCAAUUUUUUUCACAUUGUUUGAUGUUAUGUAAUGCAAUUUUAACAUGUUGCAAACUCCUGCAUUUAUCUGUUGUAUUUAUUACUAAUUUUUACAUUAAAUUGUGGUAUGUUACAA
Ostrinia furnacalis (Asian corn borer) is the source of this 4651-nucleotide messenger RNA. RefSeq names its product sex determination protein fruitless (gene fru). Gene Ontology annotation, cellular component: nucleus. The transcript has 9 exons. The record is from RefSeq and is a predicted model, not a curated record. Bases 308 to 1555 code for a protein of 415 amino acids. NCBI's taxonomy places the organism in Eukaryota, Metazoa, Arthropoda, Insecta, Lepidoptera, Crambidae. Gene Ontology annotation, molecular function: protein binding. Gene Ontology annotation, biological process: regulation of transcription by RNA polymerase II.